Messenger RNA from Sporothrix schenckii 1099-18, 873 nucleotides. RefSeq lists its product as uncharacterized. The coding region runs from base 1 to 873 and encodes 290 amino acids. NCBI's taxonomy places the organism in Eukaryota, Fungi, Ascomycota, Sordariomycetes, Ophiostomatales, Ophiostomataceae. The record is from RefSeq and is a predicted model, not a curated record. The transcript has a single exon.
AUGAAGGCUGCUGUCCUCCUCUCCGCCGCCGUGCUCGCGGCCCCCUCUCUGGCCGCACCUGCUGCCGCGCCUGCUCCCGCUGCAGGCGCCCCCCCAGCUGACGCCGUCGCCGCCCGUGGUGAUGGUUAUGCCAGCUAUGGCGACUACCCGCCCCCCAAGGACGGUUAUGCUUCGUAUGGUGACUAUCCUCCGCCCAAGGAUGGCUACGGCAGCUACGGCUCCUACAAGAAAGACAAGCGCGGCGAGAAAAAGGCCGCUGGCUAUGCCACCUACGGCGACUACCCGCCGCCCAAGGACGGCUAUGCCAGCUACGGUGACUACCCGCCUCCCAAGGACGGCUACGGCAGCUAUGGCUCCUACAAGGAGAAGCGCGGCGAGAAGAAGGCUGCUGGCUAUGCCAGCUAUGGCGACUACCCGCCGCCCAAGGACGGCUAUGCUUCGUAUGGUGACUAUCCGCCUCCCAAGGACGGCUACGGUAGCUACGGCGCCUACAAGAAAGAGAAGCGCGGCGAGAAGCAGGCCGACGGUUACGCCAGCUACGGCGAUUACCCGCCGCCCAAGGACGGCUACGUCAGCUACGGCGACUACAAGGGCGACGGUGCCCUCAAGGGCGACGGCAAGGACGAGGGCAACAAGGUCGACGGCUACGCGAGCUACGGCGACUACCCGCCGCCCAAGGGCGGCUAUGGCAGCUACGGUGCGUACAAGGAGAAGCGCGGAGAGAAGAAGGCCGACGGCUAUGCGUCCUACGGCGACUAUCCUCCCGAGGGCAGCUACGCAAGCUACGGCGACUACCCUCCGCCCAAGGGCGGCUACGGGAGCUACGGCACAUACCGCCGGUGGGUGAACAGCAUCAAGAGUUUCUUUGCGUGA